AGUGGGUUCGCUCUGACCAAGAUUUCGUUUCAUCAUCUUGCGUUCUUGGUUUGCAAACUUCCCGUCAAUCCGAUUUUCUCACGUUAGUUACAGUUAUCGUUAAAUUAGAUUCUUGCCAAUGCUACGGGUUCUAUUGCACAACAUCGAUCCGGCGGUCAGCCGCAGCACAACUAUCCGGCGUACACUAUCAUCCGCUCUGUACAUCACGGGUGAUAAGGCGAAAGAACAGUAUGCACCGCUAGUUCCCUACUUGGACUUUCAGUCGAAACUGGCCGACCUCGGUAAGCUCGAGAGCAAUCUUCGGCUUCGGCGAUACCGGCUAGAUUUCGAGGUCCUCAAGCAGCAGUGGGAACUGUACCGAUCGAUUGAACUUCGCAAAAGGAGCAUCGAGGCUCGUCGGGUGGAACUGCGGGAUCUAAUAGCGAAAGCUGUCAGUGAGGAUGAAGUCAAACAAUUGAAGAUGCAGGCCACUUUGGCCAAGGAGGAUUUGAAAAGUUUGAAGGAGAGCAGCUACGCGGUAGCGGAUGUCUUUGUAGCUAAAAACUUUCUGAGGAUUCCGAACGAAUUGCACGAGAGAACGCCGGCGGAUAAUGGUGUAGUACUGUUUCAAAACACUACGGUCAAAUCGAAAGAAUUGGCAAGUAUAGGAGAGGAGUGCUUGGAGGAACAUGAUUCCACCCGUUUGUAUAUGACUGAGGACGCCGCUUUGAUGGACCUGUUCCUACCGAUGUCCUGUGUCAAUGUGUUCCAAGACGCCGGUUUUAUUCUAUUUUCGAAUCCAGAUUUUGUACGAAGUGUUCUGGUGGAAGCAGCUCAAGUGGAUCUCAACUCAAUCUAUUUGGUCAACGAAGAAGUUGAUCUUGAGCAUACUCUAAAUCGAUUGCAUUUGUGCGGAGGUGGAUCAUUGUUAGGGUUUCUUGGCUAUUUCACAAAGCUGUUGGUGUUUCCGAAUGCACUUCCGCUCCGGUUGGUUACUGUUGGUAAUCAGUACUUUAACGAGAAGAUUCAAACCAGAGCAGUUCAUAUACUGGCAACAGCUCAUCAUGAAACAGAAGCCAUUCGAAUCUUCGACGAAGCGAUAGAAUUGUACAAAGAAUUUUUUGAUAGGCUAGAAAUAAGAUACAGGUUAAUGCUGGUCUCUGCUCAUGGUUUAAACCCGGCAGAAGCAAUGCGCGUAGACGUGGAAGUUUUUAGUCCUAAGGCAAAAGAUUUCACCAAAGUUGGAGACCUGUGCUACUAUUCAGAUUUUAUCAGCAAACGGAUAGCGUUUAACUAUCACGAAGACAAAAUUCAGAGGUUUCCACAUAUUGUUUCGGGAACUGUACUAGGGUGCGUCAGUAUGAUAAAACUGCUUUUGCAACUGGGUAUCAGUUUCAAAGAUUUGAAUGUUAAAUAAAAGUAAGUUAUAGAAUAAAAAAUAUAUUUAAU
Topomyia yanbarensis is the source of this 1428-nucleotide messenger RNA. RefSeq names its product serine--tRNA synthetase-like protein Slimp (gene Slimp). Gene Ontology annotation, molecular function: ATP binding; serine-tRNA ligase activity; tRNA binding. The record is from RefSeq and is a predicted model, not a curated record. The transcript has a single exon. Bases 119 to 1396 code for a protein of 425 amino acids. NCBI's taxonomy places the organism in Eukaryota, Metazoa, Arthropoda, Insecta, Diptera, Culicidae. Gene Ontology annotation, cellular component: mitochondrion. Gene Ontology annotation, biological process: seryl-tRNA aminoacylation.